Iphiclides podalirius (scarce swallowtail) is the source of this 837-nucleotide messenger RNA. The record is from the annotation of a GenBank genome assembly. Lineage: Eukaryota; Metazoa; Arthropoda; Insecta; Lepidoptera; Papilionidae.
AUGUCGAACAGUGUGUACGCAGCUUUCGCCGUUGCCUUAGUGUUCAGUGUGUACCACUCCGAGGGAUCGAUCGAUGGAUCCUUAUCUAACUCGGUGGAGGAGGCCAAGCCUGAAAACACAACGGAGAGGGCGGGGAGGUCGUUGAACAAGGAAUGCAACGGCGGCCUCAGCGCUAAGUGUCUGAAAGUUCACGUUCUCUCAUUCUUGGAGGACCUGAGCUCUCGCGAUGAGCUGCAGCUGCUGCCUGGAUUAAGCAUCAUCAAGGAGAACAACACGUCGCAGAAGAGUCCGGAGGAGAUGGCCGCGGAGCUCUCGCGCCAGUUUCCCGGCAAGCCCGAGGAGAAACUCAACAGGUUCCUGGUAUACCGCCUCCAGGAUUAUCUGGAUGGGCACUCGCUGAGGUACAAGCUUCUGGACCCGCAGACGUCAAAGGAAGCUUUGGAGAUGGCGAAGGGAGAAAGGGAGUCCGUCGGCAGGAAAAGCGGCGGUGGCGGGGGCCUGGGUGGCGGAAAGGGAGGCGGCGGUGGAGCCCUGUUAGCUGCCGCAUUGAUGAUGAAAGGCGCUUUGGCGGCCGCGGCUUUAGGCGCGCUGGCACUUUUGGCGGGAAAAGCGCUGAUGACAGCUCUUAUGUCACUUCUCCUGUCCGCACUGGUCGGCUUGAAGGGUCACGGCGGCCACAAAUCGACCACGUACGAAAUCAUCACCAAACCCGAAGUCUCCCACCACCACUCCCACAGCCACGAGGAGCACCACGAACACGAACACGGUCAUCAUGGAGGAUACAGGAGGGCAUACGACGCCGACUACAACAGCUACAUGCCGUAUGACAACACCAGC